AUGCCAGUGACGAAGCGCCCGCUGACGACCGCCGUGGCCGUGGUGGCGCUGAACGCGGCGCUUUGGUGCUCCGCGAAUUCCGCCUACGACUUCGUCUGCGACUUGCCGUACUGGCAGCGCCAGAGGGAGCGCCGCCGGCAAGAGCGGGAGCUACAGCUGCAGCUUGAGAAGCAGAGGGGGGAGCGCCUACAACCGGCGGCGCAGCAGCAGGGAUAG
Messenger RNA from Closterium sp. NIES-65, 216 nucleotides. NCBI's taxonomy places the organism in Eukaryota, Viridiplantae, Streptophyta, Zygnematophyceae, Desmidiales, Closteriaceae. The record is from the annotation of a GenBank genome assembly.